GGCGUCUAAAGCUAGCGAAAUGAGGGAUGCUCAACUACCGGACCUACCGAUAGAUGGCUCUACCAGCUGAUUACUGUCGUCUGUAUUGCCCGCCAUAUUCGAAUUUGCCAAGAAGUUUCUCUCGGUCUGUACGGUGUAUAAGGAAUUAAGGAUUAUCGAAAUGGUGAUUUCUUGUUCCGCUUUCAAUUGUACGAAACGAUGGAGUAAGGAAAGUGACUUACCAUUUCACAGGUUUCCUCUGAAGCACGCAGAGCCGCUAAAGAAGUGGAUUACUUCCAUGAAGUGGAAAGAUUUUAAUCCUACGUCUUGCAGUUUUCUUUGCGGAAACCUUUUCCGGCAAGAUGAUUACGUAGUGAGCCCUGGAACAUGGAAGAAACGUUUCAGACCCGAAGCAGUGCCAUCAGUUUUUGACUUUCCGGCACAUUUGAUGCCACCAAAUAAACAGCCACGACGACAUGUUGUUAGGAUUUUGAGUGACAACGAUGCUUCUCCAUUUGAGAGUGCAGUUGGUUCUUAAGUAAUUGAUUGUGGUAUACAGUCGAAAGUAGAAAUGGAAGACAAGGCGACCGAAACUUGCAAUUUUUUCUCAGACAGUGUGCACGAAUUAAAACGUAAACUGAAGUGCG
Molecule: messenger RNA, 626 nt
Organism: Schistocerca cancellata (South American locust)
Lineage: Eukaryota; Metazoa; Arthropoda; Insecta; Orthoptera; Acrididae
Product: THAP domain-containing protein 1-like
Exons: 3
Coding region: 161-517 (118 amino acids)
Source: RefSeq, a predicted model, not a curated record